Cooperia oncophora is the source of this 452-nucleotide messenger RNA. The record is from the annotation of a GenBank genome assembly. NCBI's taxonomy places the organism in Eukaryota, Metazoa, Nematoda, Chromadorea, Rhabditida, Trichostrongylidae.
UUUCCAGAUACGACGCAGAAAAAGAUGAAAUAGUGAAGAGUGUAGCCGUGACAUUUGGUCCACUGGAAUGGCCCCUUGAUCCAAUCGAGCGACCUAUUCCUAAUGACAUUAUGCUGUAUAGAUAUUUUGCUCAGUUUUUCCUAGCAGGAGAGGUAAUGCCACUGCUGGCCCAGUUUGUGCCGAAAAUGUUGGCGCCGCCUACGACAAUGGUCCGAUCGUGGGCGAAAUUGCAGAAGCGCACAGAAAGUCUCUUGAACGCGCUGGUACUGAAAGAUGUUCAUACAAGAGCGGCACUGAUUGAAGAGUUCAAGAAGAAUGAGAAUUACCUCCUCGAAGAGUAUCUAGACUGGUUACCGGAAUCCUUGCAUGGUACGGUAACGGUCAUGUGGCCGCCAAUGGAGGAGAAAUCCUCUAAAAUGGGUCGAAACAAAAUUUAUUGUAAACCAAAAUAG